GUUUCAGUAAUAAUGCAACCUUGGCUUCAGGUCAAGGAGUUUGGCAUCCAGCUUAUGCAACUUCAAGAAAAUCUUAAUAUAUUGACUGUUUCCACAGAAGUUUCUUAUUCUCAGAUCCUUGGGGACUCUGAUGAUGAAGAUACGACAGACAAAGAAGAGGAGCAACACUAUGAUCAAACAAUUGCAGCCACGACAGGCAGCAACAAAACUGGCGGCCUCCGUAGCUGGAAGGUGAUCAUCACCGCCGCUUGCUUCUUUCUCACGCUCUCUCUUAUCACCCGGUCUUCUCUCUCUCACAAAAAGAAGCGAAAGUCAACAAGCCGUGGAUAAACUUUUUGUACCUGAACUGCAUACAGUUGUUCUUGCAUAUGUCCAAUGUUUUCCUUCCUAAGACCUAUUUCGUUUUGUAGCAUCAAAUGCAUCGAUCUGCUUGGAAAUAUGUAUCAUGCAAUGCAAUGUUCUCUU
This is a messenger RNA of Prunus avium (sweet cherry), 465 nucleotides long. The record is from RefSeq and is a predicted model, not a curated record. Lineage: Eukaryota; Viridiplantae; Streptophyta; Magnoliopsida; Rosales; Rosaceae.